AUGUCAGAUUAUCUCCCAGAAGACAUCUUGUUAAAUAUCCUAGCAAGAUUGCCUGUGAAGACAUUAUUGCAAUUCAGGUGUGUCUCCAAAACAUGGUAUUCAUUAAUCACAUCUCCUUCUUUCAUAACCCACCAUCUCAACGAAAAAGCUACCUCCAAAAACAAUGACUUUCUUCUGUUUAAGAAUAGAAAUAGUUACUUUUUGUACCCAGAUAAGGAUUUUCCAACAUGCAAUGGAGAGGAAAUUGAUUUCCCACUUCAUGAGGGAGUGGAUUUUCCAUCUCAUGACAACAUGUACAAUACAGCUUCAUGUAAUGGUGUAUCUUGUCUAGUUCGUUUUUAUUUAGAUUCUAGGUUUAAAUUUUGGGCUGCUCUUUGGAAUCCUAGUAUCAGAAAGACUGUCCCUAUUCCUCCACCAAAUGCUGGUUUCCAGUCUCUUAGAUUGUUUGAGAUAGCUGGAUUUGGUUUUGAUUCCAUCAACCAUGACUAUAAAUUGGUGAGAAUAGUCUAUUUGGAGACUAGUGUUUAUUGCCAUACGAAGAAGACAAAAUUGCCUCCACUGGCUGAGGUUUACUCGUUGAAGAGUGGAUGUUGGAGAAUGGUGGAAAAUGAUUUGAAACAUGUGAUUAUGGAGUAUUCAAGGUCUGCUUUCGUGAAUGGAGCUUGUCAUUGGACUACUGUAAGCUCCCAACGCAGAAGCAGGAGUGCUGCACUGAAUGUGAUUGUGUUUUUCGAUUUAGCAGAUGAGAAGAUGGGGGGAAUGAUAGUUCCAGAUUGUAUGGUUUUUAGGGAUGAUAUGGAGUUGACUGUUACUGUUUUUGAUGGAUUGCUUUCAUUGGUUGCCUCAUGGAGGCAAUUUAUAUUGAAAGAAAAAAAACGCAUCAUCGCCACAUGA
Dovyalis caffra is the source of this 894-nucleotide messenger RNA. The record is from the annotation of a GenBank genome assembly. Lineage: Eukaryota; Viridiplantae; Streptophyta; Magnoliopsida; Malpighiales; Salicaceae.